AUGGUACCCUCCCGUCGUUUUAUUCUCAUGCUACUAUUUUAUUCUGUUAAUGCUUCGCAUUUUCACGGUGGCAUAGUGACAUAUAAACCAGUUAAUAAUACAAUAACAACAGCAGCUUGUGGCGGUUAUACACCGAUACACUAUAAUGAAUAUUGCACGGAUUUCAGUGUUGCGCUUGGUUCAAUAUCCGGCAGCGUAUCCACUAUUAGCACAUUAGCAACAAAUUCAAGUUUUACCGUACAGUAUGCUGAUCAGUCUUGGAUUACCCUUGCCAUUGGCGGUAGUACUGCUUACUGGUCAAUUACAUGUCAUAUUAAUUUAGUUGUUCGUCCGGAUGGUAUUAUUAAUACGGCACCGAGUGCCACAAUUAUUUCUCAUGCAGAUGGUCUGUCAAUACUAGCUCAUAUGAUGAAUGCAGGCCGGGAUGUUUGUCAUGCCGUACCAAGUACUGCCUUGCUUAUUCAAGAUAUUUGUACACUGAUAUUUAAUAGUACUGGUACCACUGUCGGCAGUUAUUAUGCUGUUGCUUUACAACUUGAAGAUUUUUGGAAUUCAACAACCAUAUCGACGGCAAUGAGUAGCAUACCAAUCCAAUUUUUAGUUAAAAUUUUUUCACCGCCCUCUAAUGGAUGUACACUGACGCCAACUCUGACAGCUAAUGUUUCUGCGUGUACAGCUAUCAUUGUUGACGUACCAUUUUCGUUUCAAGUUAAUGCCAACAUUGGGUGUGGUGGAACAACAAUUCAAGAUAUUUUCCGUACGCCACCACUGUACAUGUAUAAGACAACAUUGACUCAAACUUCGCCAACUGUGUGGACGUUGCAAGAAAACUGGACACCACAACAAUACUCAAGUCCCGGUGCAACAACAACUACAAGCGCUCCGAUAACGAAUGCUGUCGUAACGAGUGUCGCUGCGACUACAACUACAAACACUCCGACAACGAAUGACGUGACGACGACUGCUAUAACGACGACCCAGUAUACAACAGAAACAGUUGGAACAACGUAA
Molecule: messenger RNA, 1011 nt
Organism: Didymodactylos carnosus
Lineage: Eukaryota; Metazoa; Rotifera; Eurotatoria; Philodinida; Philodinidae
Source: the annotation of a GenBank genome assembly